Messenger RNA from Sorghum bicolor (sorghum), 1019 nucleotides. RefSeq names its product reticulon-like protein B23. Bases 57 to 617 code for a protein of 186 amino acids. NCBI's taxonomy places the organism in Eukaryota, Viridiplantae, Streptophyta, Magnoliopsida, Poales, Poaceae. The transcript is spliced from 4 exons. The record is from RefSeq and is a predicted model, not a curated record.
CUUGUCAAAAGAGGAGCCGGUCCAAGAAGCCGGGCACGCCACCAGACGCGGAGCCCAUGGACCCCACCGGCGGCGACGUCGUCGUCGACUCCGCGGCGGCGAGAGGGAGCGGAGGCGGAGGGGGAACGGGGGCCGGCCGGUGGGCGGUUGGCGCGGUGUGCGGGGGGCUGGUCUACUACCACUGCGCGGUGCGGCGAGCCAGCGCGGUGUCGCUGGCCGCCGACGUGCUCCUCGUCCUCCUCUGCUCGCUCUCCAUCCUCGGCCUCCUCUUCCGCCACCUCCACAUCUCGGUGCCUGUGGAUCCUCUUGAAUGGCAGAUCUCUCAGGAGAUGGCAAAUAGCAUAGUUGCAUCCUUGGCCAACACAAUAGGAGCUGCUGAAUCUGUAUUAAGAGUGGCUGCAACUGGACAUGACAAGAAGCUGUUUUUCAAGGUGGUUUUUACAUUGUAUUUUCUAGCAGCUUUGGGAAGGGUGGUGUCAGGCGCUGCGGUUGCUUAUGCUGCCCUAUGCAUCUUCUGCCUCUACAUGUUUGCACAAAGCACCGAUCUGUUUGAUCAGCUCCCUUCUUGGGUCCCUGUGGGAAGGGAUUCUUUGGGGGGUACUCAGGAUACCGCGUGAUUUUCCACAUGUAAAUGGAAUGCAGAGUUUUCCUUUUCUUCCACUUUCUGUAUAUGGUCCUGCAGGCUAAAUAGCUUGAGCUAUAGCUUCUAUGGCAGCCCUACGGUAUCACAACUGUACUAGGUAGCUAUGAUGAAGUAAUGAUCUUUGUAUAUAUGACACGCUUGCAACUUGCCAGAUGCCAGCACCUUGUAUGUUUUUGGAGCUCUUUGCAUCUCUCUGGCUUGACAUGGUUGGUCGUGAGAUGGUGUUGCCUGAUGGUGUGUUUUGCCUGUAACAGUUACUACCUGUAACGGUUACUGCCUGUAACUGAACCUGCAGUUGCAGGAUGGGCUAUGACAUUGCGUUGUUCGUGUAGUCUGAGGCUAGUCUUAAUGGAUAGUUUCAUGGUGUUGUUUGUGA